Messenger RNA from Pelobates cultripes (western spadefoot toad), 700 nucleotides. Lineage: Eukaryota; Metazoa; Chordata; Amphibia; Anura; Pelobatidae. The record is from the annotation of a GenBank genome assembly.
AUGGGCAAUAAAGCCGGAAAAUUACUAGCAAACCAACUGAAAUCUAAAUAUCUUCAAACGAAAAUCCCAUACAUUCUCUCAAAGUCACAGAUAAAAAUAUAUAAUCCUACCGACAUAGUGAACGAAUUAGCAUCUUUCUAUGAAGAACUAUACAACCUAGACGCAAACGAGAAUACGCACACCCCAGACAAAACAGAAAUUCUAACCUAUUUAGAAAAAAUACAAUUGCCAAAAAUUUCACAACAACAAAAUAACGCGCUUACUACCCCGUUCACGGAAUCCGAAGUAGCUGCGGCUAUCAAAUCUCUCCCCAGGCAUAAAGCCCCAGGCCCAGAUGGUCUCCCGAAUUACUAUUAUCUUAAAUUAGAACCAUACCUAUCCCCGCACAUAACCAAACUUUUUAAUAAAAUAAAAGAAACUGGCCACUUCCCUAGAACCAUGUUGGAAGCAUACGUCAUUACCCUACCCAAGCCGAAUAAACCACCCACUUCCUGUGGCAAUCUACGACCAAUUUCGCUAUUAAAUGCUGAUGUGAAGCUCUAUGCAAAACUUGUAGCCACAAGACUGAAACCCUUGCUAUCUACCUUGGUUUCGGAAGAACAAGCAGGCUUCGUGCCUGGCAAGCAGGUGGGAGACAAUACCAGAUUUUGCAUGGACCUCAUCGACUGGGCAACUCGUCAACGUGUGUCCGGGGUCUUAA